GAGGGGACGCACGGGGGGGGGAGCGUCUACGUCAUUUCCGUCCAGGCCGGAACCCAAGAUGGCUGCGCUCUUGCUGAGACACGUUGGCCGUCACUGCCUCCGAGCCCACCUUAAUUCUCAGCUCUGUCUCAGAAAUGCUGUUCCUUUGGGAACCACAGCCAAGGAAGAGAUGGAGCGGUUCUGGAAUAAGAACACGAGUUCAAACCGUCCUGUUUCUCCCCACAUCUCCAUCUACGGUUGGUCUCUUCCCAUGGCAAUGUCCAUUUGUCACCGUGGCACUGGUGUGGCCUUAAGUGGAGGGGUGUCUCUUUUUGGCCUGUCGGCACUGCUGCUUCCUGGGAACUUUGAAUCUUAUUUGAUGUUUGUUAAGUCCCUGUGUUUGGGGCCAGCACUGAUCCACUCAGCUAAGUUUGUGCUUGUCUUCCCUCUCAUGUACCACACAUGGAAUGGGAUCCGACACUUGAUGUGGGACCUAGGGAAAGGCCUGGCGAUCUCCCAGGUCCAGCAGUCUGGAGUGGCUGUCUUGGUGCUUGCCCUGCUGUCCUCUGUAGGGCUAGCAGCCAUGUGAAGAGCUGAAAUUCCCAUCAUCCUCCUGUACAUUAUCACACUGAUUCAUAUUCCCAUUUAUCACUCUUAUCUCCAGCCACCAAGGUUCCCCUGAUUUGUUUAGAUGCCAUGUGCUUCAGAUCCCAUUGGGGCUCAGUAGAGAGGCUUGAAGAACUGUAGUAGUAGAAAAAGGUCAUUUUCCCCAGGCCUGGGCCCUUACUCCCUCUCCACAUUUGACUUUGAUUUGUGCUGAGCAUCAGCUUUCGACUGUGGAAACAAUGCCAGUCCUGUGGCUGCCCUGGGUACCACUGCCUGUGGGCUGCUGGCUUAAAGGACAGUUGUGUUCAUUGGUCAGCGCAGGGCCGUUAGCACCCACACAGUGUGACUGAGAGGAGAGAGGUGGGGGUGGAGGGAUGGUUCUGCCCAGCCAGAGGGAGACAAAGAAGGAGUUGGAUCUCGGGAGCUCAUGCUUGGGAAAAGAUACAGAUAGAGCUUUUGAUGGAUGAGGAAGAUCCAAAAAUUGUGUUUUCUGUUCUGUUUUUCACUUCUAGUGAAGCACACCUUCAAUGUAGUGUUUUUGAAUCUAAAUUCUCAAAUUGUCUUCUUUGGAAAUGAUUAAAAUACUACUCAUGUUUGACUCUUUGAAA
This is a messenger RNA of Mesocricetus auratus (golden hamster), 1193 nucleotides long. It is a transcript of the gene Sdhc, whose product is annotated as succinate dehydrogenase complex subunit C. Gene Ontology annotation, molecular function: succinate dehydrogenase activity; electron transfer activity. Gene Ontology annotation, cellular component: membrane. NCBI's taxonomy places the organism in Eukaryota, Metazoa, Chordata, Mammalia, Rodentia, Cricetidae. Gene Ontology annotation, biological process: mitochondrial electron transport, succinate to ubiquinone; tricarboxylic acid cycle. The coding region runs from base 59 to 568 and encodes 169 amino acids. The transcript is spliced from 6 exons. The record is from RefSeq and is a predicted model, not a curated record.